This is a messenger RNA of Lymnaea stagnalis (great pond snail), 8564 nucleotides long. NCBI's taxonomy places the organism in Eukaryota, Metazoa, Mollusca, Gastropoda, Lymnaeidae. The record is from the annotation of a GenBank genome assembly.
UUAAGAAGUGGGCCUUGGACUCUGAACCGGAAUUGCUAAUUUUGCCCACGGUGAUUUCCCUUUAAUCGACCGCUUGGCUUGUGUUACUAUCACUGUUCGUGUAAAGCUCUUUACCAUGACAGCAAAUAAUACGUUUAUUCCUGUAUUCUUGGCAAGCUGGCUGCAAUUGAUUGCACCUGACAAUUGUUUUGAAGAGUUUUUCGUGAAUUUUAAUUUUUUUCAUAGUGAGUAUAGCCUAAAGAUUGUUAAGUCACUAGGCUAACUCAUACAUAAUAGACAAUAGACAAGGCCCUAGUCCUAGGCCUAGUAGGACUGGGGACUAGUAGUUAGCGCCUUCGCCUUAGUUCAGUCUACAUAUUAAUAUUAUUACUUACACCUUGCCUGCACACCAUACGGCCCGUGGACCGCAUGCGGCCUCCCAGCACCCACUUUGAAGCCCGCGAAUUAAGGAAAUAUUCCUAUAUUAUUUUAAUAGUAUUAAUAGUUAAUAGCUGGUAUUCCCCCUUGGCCCCUGUCCUAUUUUCUUUCCGCUGGCACACGUUUUUCAUAAAGUAUUACGGCCCACACAAGUUUUUCAUAAUAAAAUAUUACGGCCCGCCUUACAUUUUUGACAAAAAUUUUGAAUUGUGCAGGCCUUACUUACAAGAGUGUUUUACUGUACACCAUACAUUAAAUAUCAACCUGGAAUUUGUGCAGCUUUUAUAUGAUCACUGAAGUGUAUGGCACGGCUGUGUAUGCUUUUUCACUGGAUUUAGAAAACAAAUAUUUUUAUAUACAACCAUUGAAAACUGGCGGUGUAAUAAAUUCAAUGUUGGACAUCAGAAAGCUAGCCCUGAAAUCUUAUUAACCAUCUAACUUUAGAAACUGAGCAGCUCGGUUUCAUUUUUAUAAUUUGUCGGUUACUGUAAUAUUAAGACCAUGUAAUUCGGUAGUAACUACUUUGAGUAGUAAACCAUAAUUAAAAAUCCGUUAGUGUUAUUGUGUCAAAGUUAAAGCAGUUGUGAUCUUCUUCGUUGUAUAUGAUAUUACAUUGUUUAGAGCCAAAAUCUGUGAGAAUAUUUUAGGCUCUUCUAUCUUAUAUGCUUUUGUAUUUAUUAUUGAACUCCAGUUGGAAACUUCCUUUAACACACAUAUUCUGUUGAGAGUUUGAGGUUACUUUCUUAAAACCCUGGCUAGUACAUUGGCAAUCAGUUCCAUCUUCUGAGCUGUGCCAUAUAACAUUGUCUUCACAUAGGGUCUCCCACUGCCCUGGCCUCCCCUGAAACAUCUGAUGAGGGACAUUCGGUCAACAGAUGCGCUAGUGUCUCUGGAACCAGGCUGCAAUGCCGGCAGGUCGGAUACCUGUUGUUGAAGUAUGUGUUUAAGUGGGCAAUGCUCUGAUACCUAUUGUUGAAGUAUGUGUUUAAGGGGGCAAUGCUCGGUACGCAUUUGGGUUACUAGACUCUGCUGUCUGCGACCCAGCUUCCACCAAGGGUCUUGUCUGUUAGGAGACGACAUGUUAGCGUAUACACCUCUAGCCUUUAUACUGUUUACUCACUGUCUGUUCUAUUUUUGACGAAAAUGGUCUGCCAACCAGUUUUUGAUAGGAAGGUAUGAGACUGGUACAUCUGGCUGAGACUGGGCAGCCCUGGUUUUUUGCUAGAGUGUCUGCUUUUCCAUUGCCACUUAAGUUAGCGUGAGCUAUAUUCCACUGCACUGUUACAGUUUCUCCGAUGUCAACAAUCUUGCCCAGGUCAUUUAGUAUGGCGCCAACUAUGCCAGUGGUACCCGCCUCCUUACUCAAGAUCUCAAGAGCAGAUCUUGAGUCGGAGUAAAUGAUGAUGUUGAGUACCACAAGCUCUCACCUCUGCAGAGUGUGGUACACACUUUCCAGGGCCCUGUGGAUAGCCUCCAGAUCCGCAUCACAAUUCGAUGCUGUAGUCCCAUAGGGCCCUGAAAGUUCCUCAUUAGGAGGCCCUCCAUUUGGGUAGAGGAUGAGCCCACCAUAACCCACAUUUCUUUCUCUUAUAUUGGUGGACCCGUCAGUGAAAAAUUUCAGAGGUUCUCACAAGCCCUUCCCCGGUCUCCAAGGCAAUCAUUUUCUGGACAUGUGCAGAGCUGCGCUUGAUCACUGUUGUGUCGGUCGAAGCCAAAUGUAUAGUGGGAUGAGUAGGUUCUGCAUACAGCAGAUUGGCCGGGAUGCGGGUCAGACUUUCUCUAUUUCGGGGUAGGUUGACUGUCUCUCAAGUUCUGCAACUUGAAGCAUAAAGGACGAGCCAUUCAGCCGCCUACCUGGUUCCCAGUUAUUUUGCAUUUGAAAUGAUGGCUUCUUCAUAUUUAACCGCCUGUACCUUUCUACAGAGUUAAUAUAGCUGUGAAAAAUUUAUAGUGAAAAAUGAGGUUAAAUGUUGACGGUAAGCUGAACUCAGUAACUUUGUCAAGACUGACAUGACAAAAUGUUACUUGGUUAAUUUAAAUACAGGAAUCUGUAUUAACGCAAGCUUAAUUAACUGAAGAAUUAUGUCUAAUUACAUAUAAAUUGCUGUCAAAUUCAUCAUCUGAGUAAAUUUUUUAAGAAUGCUCCUAAGCAGUGUAAAACUACGAUACUCAAAAUUUAUGAAAAUCAGACUUGAAACAAGCGAUCUACCCUUUGAUUAGUGAUGCAAACAUGCUAAAAAUGUGUGCUCAGCGAAGGAGAGAUAAUUCAUUUUUAUUCAUGUGUUUAAAACAUAGAUAAAAAUGAAGAAAAAGUUAUAUAUUAUCCUUCUUUUGAGUUUUCCUUUUUUUUUCUGUACCGGUACAAUUUUUAAUGCUUUUGUAAGUUUUUUGUGACUUUUUGAGGUUUUUGAACCCACAGGUUGGCAUUUAUGCUGGACACGGUACUUUUGGUGUUGGAAAACCCAACUUCAGGGAAAACAUUAAUGGUGAACACUUAUAUUUUUGAACUACUUUCUAUUUCUUGUUGUUUCUUCAUUUUUCCUGUCUGAUGAGAAAGGCUCUUGGCCGAAACUUUCUUCUUUUGUUGUCCUGUCUUUCUAUUUCAAGCUUCCACAAACCUUGUUCUACUAUUUCCAUCACACAGUUUGAACACAGUCCUUCAUUUAUUUCUGAUAGUACUGUUAGUCUAAGUCAGGAGCACUCAAACUUCUCCAGAUUUUUUGUUUUGGAUGUGCCCAGAGGGUCAACCCCCUACCAAGGGCAAUCCCACAUUUGCUUUAUGCUUACAGAAAUGACUAUUAACAUUUUUUAAAUCAUGGUAAUUUUCUUGUUAAAGUUAUGCUGAUAAAUUAAAAAACAUUGAAUUAACUUUAUUUUAAAACUGAAAUUCAAAACUGUUUUAUUUCAAAAGAAAAUAAGUAGUCUAAUUUUUUUUCCUUGUGUGCUGAAAACUGUCAGUCUGAGUAAAGAAAUUGUGUUUCACAAAUAAAAGUCUGUUAGUGUUAUUAUAUUGAGUAUGAAAACAACUUUGUUUGAUGAUUAUCAUUGAUCAAAAUGUCUCAUAUUUUUAAUUAGUCAAGACUCUAACUGCUCCUCUCCUGAUUGUUGGAUGCUUUCAUUCUGCACCCACAUCACAUCAGGAGACUGCUACAUCCUUGUCACAAAGCUUCAAUUUCAGAUGUUUCAUCUUCCUGGAUAUCAGCUGUAUCACAUUUCGAGCUGAAGAGCAGCUUGACUGGUUGUGGUAAAUGUGGUUGUGACUGGCAGCUGCCCAAUCGACAUUAGGAGGGGCAAUAAGUGGAUCUUUAACAAAAAGGAUAUUCCUGUCGGUACUUUAAAAUCUUUAAAAAUUGGCUUAAAAACCCAUCUUAAAAUUUGUCUAUGCAUGCAAUCAUCAAUGGUCUAACCUGAUCAAGGUGUUCUUUUGUCACAAAAUGUACAGACUCUAUGAAAAUGCAAAAGCUGACUUGAUUCCAAAUCACUGGCAAAUGUUCAUUCUGAAUGGAAUGACAGUUGGUUGAACCUCCAUGAAAGUCAUAAAGGUGAUUAAGAUAGCCAGUAAUAUCUAUCCAGAAAGCAACUGUGGCCACCUUGUCCAUAUUUGUGCAAAACUCCACUAACCACCAGAGCAUUCUUUGACUUUUCUAUUUUGAAAAAACUCUUUCACAUUUUCCAAAAACCUUUGCUUAACCGACUUACAUCAGUUUACAUAGCAAAUGUUCUGCACAUGAAUAAAAUAUAUUAAAAAAAUUUUUUUAACUGUUGAUGCUGCAAUGAUGAACUGAUUCUUAUCAAAUUUAUAAGUUUCAUGACUGUUGCCAUAACUUAAGUACAGUAACUGCACAAAUUUGAAAAUAUAAAUGAUUGAUGAAUGAUGCAGUGAUACAAUUUUAAUUUCAUUGGAACUGCCUUAAGACAACUAGGAAGUCCUCUUUUACGGGGAUUGGUAGGGGUUUUAAAUAUUUAUGAAUGGCCAGUGGACCAGACUUUGAGUAUCACAGGCUAAGUUAUAAUUCUAAGGUUUGUGUUAAAAAUUAUAGUGUGUAUUGACAGGCCUACUUGUACAGUUUAGGCUUUUUAAGUAGUAGGCUUAUUAGACUGCUAGUAUUAGCCUAGGCUGAGCAAGAUGGGCCCUAAUCAUGGUACAUAAUAUGCAAUGGACAGAGAUGGGUACUCUAUUAGCUGAGUUAAGUCUAAAACACAUAAGGCCCAUUUGGGAUGAACAAGGAUUGACUGGAGUUUAAUUUAAAAAGUUGGGCUUAUACUACCGGUACUUAUAGUUUACAGCAGAGUUCUGCAUUCAGUGUGUGCUGUGAGCUAGAAAAUUGAUAUUUUGUGCUUUGUAAAUCAUUUAAUUAGCUCUAUUCAUUUUUAUUGCAUUAAUAUUAUUAUAAAUUUUUGUUGUUGAAAAUUUCACCAAUCUGCUUAUGUCUCUCAAAUAUUACUCAAUUAUUAUUUUUAUUAUUUAUCAUCUCUCUUUACAGUGCCUUGUGCAAAAAUCCUUAUUAGUAAAUGCCUUGGAUAUGGCAUUAUUUGUGGUUCAUGUAUAGGUAAGUAUUUCAAGCAAUGUUUUAAAAAAUCAAUCAGAUUCAACAAUCGUCUAAAUAAUGUAGAUAAAUAAGUUAUUUUAAGUCUAGAAACAUUUACAUUCUCCUCCAUCUGCAUUUAUUUAUUAUUUUUUUUAUUGCAAAUACUUUCAUUGAUUUUUUACCCACAGCAUCAAACCCAUUAGUAUUAGCUUAUAAAAUUACAGUAGCUUGGAGUUUUUAAAACUGAUACCCCUUUCUUCAUAAUUAAAUACCCCCCUAAAGUAUUAAUUUCGUUAAAAAGAAACUAACUAUUUUUAAAAUAUUUUUUAGUCAAAGUCCCACAGAUUUUAAAGAUUUUCAAGGCGAAAAGUGGAGAUGGUAUAAGUUUAACUAGUGUAACCCUUGAACUUGUUGCUAUUUCUGCUUCUUGGGCAUACGGGAGAGGAAAGAAUUUUCCCUUUUCGUAAGUAUUCAUUUCAUUCAUCAGAUGUAGAUUCAUGCUCAAGUUUAGCAACUAGGAAAUACCAAUGCCACUUACAAUGGACCAACUACACAAAAUGUGACCUGACUAUGUCUUAUGUACUGUAUUUGAGGCAGAGACCGAUUGCGACAGAUUUACACUGGCACCAGUUGUGACCCAAAUUUACAAUGACACCCGUUAUGACCCAGCUUUACACUGGCGCUGUGGUGAAUCAGCUUUACACUGGGACCAAUUGUUAAUUAAGUUUUGCAUUGACAUCAGUUAUAACAAAUAGCUAUACUUUGAGACCUGUCAUCAUUGUGAAAUAAAUUCCUGUAGGCAUGUGCAGUCUAAGCCUGUCAAAAUAAUAUGCAAAGAAAGUGACAACAUUUUGAAAUGUUUUAACAUUGUUCACAGGCUCUUCAUUUCUGUAUUUAUCAGACUGUAAGGUGAAGGAAAAAAAACUCCUUCACACCAUCAUCCAAAAGUGAAAAUCGGAUACCUUUUCUUAAAUAAAUAGAAAGAAUGAUGUUGAUGAAUUUAUUUUACAUUUCAUUGCAGAUCAUAUGGAGAGGCAUUGUUUUUAGCUAUACAGACCACCAUGAUUGCCUUUCUAGUUCUUUAUUAUUCUGGCCAAACAACAAAGGGCAUAACAUAUGUGUCCACUUAUGUAGCAUGUAUGGCUUUCCUCUUGUCGCCCCAGGCACCUGGCAGUCUUCUGGCAUUACUCCAAGGAGGGAACAUGAUUUUGGUAUCUGUUAGCAAGGUGAACAACUUUUUAAAAUCAAUAAAAACUAUAGAGAUAAAUGCUAUAACUGACAGCUGGUUAAUUCUUCUGCCUGGAAUUUUAGGAAAUCCCAUUUAAGUGUCAGUGUUUAUUUUAAUGUGUAAAACUGACCUAUUUAUUGCAUCAUUAAGACUAUUUCUUAAUAGUGGUAGGGGUAGAGAUUCUCUCCAUUGCUUCAUAUCUUCAUUUGUGCAACUCUGGAUUUAAAUGUGAUUUUUAAUUUUAGAUCAUAAGAGCCAGAAGCAAGAAUUUUAAUGUUUCUUUUGCAAAACUCACACUAUGCUCUGAUUGAUGAAGCUGAUAAUUUAUUCCAGGGUGUAAGGGCAUCGUCUCACAAAGGAACUUUCCUGUUGCCGUCUUGAGUUUAAACUUUAUAUUUUCAGAUUAGGAGGCUCUGCCAUUUAAUUGAAAAUAAUAAAACUAAAAAAAAAGAAGGAAUAUUCUAUUAUCACUUAUGUGAGCUCCAAAUAAUGUUUAUAUAUCACACACGAUAUUCAAAUCAUGCCGUAAUAAGCCUAAUCAUGAUGCUAUUGUUAAGGAUGAUAAUUAUAAUAGCUGAGUACCCUUACUUAGCAACAGUGUUGGAGAGAAUUAAAAGUAUAAUAAAACUGUACAGAAAGUAGUUAAAGUACUUUGAAAUAUAAAGUGUUUUGUUUUUGGAAAUAAAAAAAACAAAACAACUUUGUACCAUAAUAGAUAUAUAUAUAUAUCCAUGGUGUAGGUCAAACAAUAAUCAGAUUAUUGGGUCGAAGCCCUUUGUGUCCACCACCAUACCUGGCAUUAAGAUGUAUGAAACCAGGCAACUGACUUGCUUAGAUUUCACAGAGAUUAUCCAUUCCAUAUACCUUGCCAUCAUCUUCCUGUAAAUUCCCAUAUCCUAUUAGGAGAAAGAAGUUUGAGAACUCCUCUGCUUUUAGAUCCCUUGAGAUGCACCCUCAUGUUAACUCGCAAGGCUAGACUUCGACUUUAGACCAUAGGUGGGAUAACUUUAUUUAGACAUGCUCUGACUUGAUUAGCACCCGUUCUUCAUAGAAAGAUGGGUAGUGUUUGUCUGAAGUCUCUGUCAAGUAGCACAUUAAUCCCACUCAUAAGGCAUUUAAUAUUCAGGAUUUCGUGAGGAGUUCUGUCCAAUGUUCUAUUCCCCCGUUGUGAGCCUUGGUGCAUUCAUCCCAAACAAACAAUUCGCCCUUCCAAAGUAUGUGGGCUAUUUCACACUGUUUCAAAAGGUGUCUCAAGUUAAGUUAAGUUGAGAGGCAAUUUGAAGGCAGGGUGAGCUGUCUUUCCACUAUCCAAUGAAGUUGCCACUUUACAUGAAGGAGCUACAGAAAUCAUAAUUUUAAAAAAAAAUUAUUCCACUAAGAAGCAACAGAUUAUUCACUUGGCACCGUUCAAUGAAAAUGAAUUACCAUCAAAUUAAAUGUAAUGCUUUGAACCAAAAUCACUCAUUGAUAGGAACCCUAUAGCUGGGUGGCCUCCCCUGUGGCCAAGUGACUGAGGCGAAUGGUCCCAUCCCCACUAAUAAAAUAUCACAUUAAUUUCAUUACCGGUACCCAGAACUGUUUCUGGGCCUUUUUGUAAAGUUAAGGUUAAUAUUUAAAACUUUUUGCAGACUUUAUAGUUAACCGAUGCCCAUUGACUGAAAACACUUGUUUGGCCCUUUAAAAAAAGCUGAUCAAUCCCAAGUCUUUUUGGAUGUUUAACAAAUCUUUAGGUUAUUUUAUAUAGUUUUUCAAUGUCUCCUUUCUUUUUUUCCAGCUGAUACAAGCAGUGGCAAACUACAGAAACAGCAGUACAGGCCAGUUGUCGGUCAUCACAGUUUAUAUGCUGUUUUUGGGAUCUGUGGCUAGAAUCUUCACUUCAGUUCAAGAAACUGGAGACUCGAUGGUCAUUGCAACAUUUUGUCUUUCUUCUGUUUUUAACGGUAUUAUUGCAGCUCAGUUCAUUUAUUACUGGCAAUCUCACCCAGCUGUUUCUAAUAAUAACGCAUUAUCUAAAAAAAUCGCAUAGAAAAUACUCAAGGUAUUUAUUUAUUCAGUUCAAUAUUGUUUAGGAUUAUACAAGAUUUUCUCACCAUUCCCCUGCUUCCAUUUGCUGGUUGGAAAUUACAUUCAUUUAUCAUGAUUUAAAAAAAGAAUUUAAAAAUUUCUCUUACUAGCAAUGUGGUUAAUGCCUUGUCAAUGAAAUGUCAUGUAGACAACUUUGAUGUGUAACAUCAACAAUUAUGUGUAUUGAUUAGAGAUCAACUUCUAUAGUUCUAUGUUUUAUGUCAUGGAGAUCAACUUAUUUGCUGCCUAUUAAAAACUUAUAAAGAGUUAAGUUUAAAAUCACCAGUCUUUGUUUUGAUAGUUAUUUAUUGGGGAGGUUGAGUUGC